AUGCGCAUUCUUACAUCAUCUACCUGUUUGCUUCCCUGCACUCUCUCUUUUCGUCACGGUCUUUCUCUGACUGCUGCUCGUCUGCCAACGGCUAUAAGACCACAAUCCCUACUGGAAGGAAUGAAUCGUUUCCUGAAAAUGCUCGACAUCACAUUCCGUCGUGAUCAGGAGACAUAUCGUCCACGUAUCAACAAAUUCGAGUCGGUGAAGGAUGUGGAGCAGAAGAAGAGUGGACAAUUCUUCUUCCUCGAUGAUAAUUAA
Caenorhabditis remanei is the source of this 261-nucleotide messenger RNA. RefSeq lists its product as uncharacterized. NCBI's taxonomy places the organism in Eukaryota, Metazoa, Nematoda, Chromadorea, Rhabditida, Rhabditidae. The coding region runs from base 1 to 261 and encodes 86 amino acids. Gene Ontology annotation, biological process: translational termination; translational initiation; ribosomal subunit export from nucleus. The record is from RefSeq and is a predicted model, not a curated record. Gene Ontology annotation, molecular function: ATP binding; iron ion binding; ribosomal small subunit binding. The transcript is spliced from 2 exons.